AGUCCCUUGUGCAGCGAGCUGCAUCCCCCUUUUAUGCUUGCUCCGGGCUAGUGUCCGCCGCAGUCCCGUCCGGCAGUCGGGAGGAAACUUCCAUGCUAGAAUAUUGUCACCUCCACUUCAUCAUUCAGCAACAUUUGACACUUCAAAGCCUGGAGCAGCCCUUACUGCUGCAUGACUCUGCCUUGAAUUGACAUACGAGACAUCUUAAGCAGUCUUUCUCUGCUUACGGAGCCAAGGGAUUUGUUACGAUGGAUUUCUCAUGGACCUGUGCAGUGCGUGUUCAGCAGAGCCUGCUCUAGCCUAAGAACUGACUAAGUCAAGACAAUCAAGAUGACAAACGAACCUAUUAAAGAGAUCCUGGGUGCUCCAAAGCAUCCUGAUUCUGUAACCACAGAGAAGAGUAAUAACAAUGACACUGUGAUAACCACCAUCCCUCUUGUCAGUGAAUGCCAGCUGACUGCAGCAACAGGAGGAGCAGAACUCUCCUGUUACCGCUGUACCAUUCCUUUCGGUGUGGUUAUCCUCAUAGCCGGCAUUGUGGUUACUGCUGUGGCAUACAGCUUCAAUUCCCAUGGAUCAAUCAUCUCAGUGUUUGGAUUAGUCCUCUUGUCAUCAGGACUCCUUUUGCUGGCUUCUAGUGCAGUGUGCUGGAAAAUCAGGCAGCAAAACAAGAAAGCAAAGAGGCGGGAGAGCCAGACAGCGCUUGUGGCAAAUCAGCGAACCUUGUUUGGUUAAAGACAACCAAGAGAAGGCUGGACAGAAAACAGAACCUUUGUAAGUCAACUUGGCUAUUUAUCAAUAGGAGAGAUUGCAUGUUUUAAUUUAACUUUGGAAAUGAACUGAAAUGAAAAUGGAAUGGAUUAAGAAAGACUCCUAAAAACUCUGCAAGUGCUCUUAAUAUUUUUCUUACUGCAGACUUGGUAGUGAUUCUUUCCAUGGUGGAAGAAAAAACACUUUUCCUUCACAGAAAACAGUGUCGUCAUAACUGCAAUCAUCAUAACUGCGUUCUCCAACAUGCUGAUCAUGUUGGAAAGGGAACUUGUGAGAACUGAGAAAAUAAUUUGAACUGACUUGAAAUGCCAGAGAUCUCCUUAAAGUACACACUGUGACAUUUGACCAAGGGAGAAGUCAUAGCAUUUGAAGUGACUACAAGGUUAUGGCCAGAUUGUUUGUGACUUAAAUUGUAGCUCAAAAAAA
This is a messenger RNA of Pygoscelis adeliae (Adelie penguin), 1197 nucleotides long. RefSeq names its product transmembrane protein 100 (gene TMEM100). The transcript has 3 exons. Gene Ontology annotation, biological process: cellular response to BMP stimulus. The record is from RefSeq and is a predicted model, not a curated record. Bases 331 to 735 code for a protein of 134 amino acids. Lineage: Eukaryota; Metazoa; Chordata; Aves; Sphenisciformes; Spheniscidae.